AUGAAUAAAGAAAAGCCGACAAUGUCGAAUCCGAGAUCGCCGGGAAAAACAAAUAAAAGAACAACUGCGAGCAAAGAGAUUAACGUAAUUACACAAGUAACAGCGGAGGCAGAGCGGCUAAAAAAGCAAAAUAGUAAAUUGCGGGAGGAAAUAGACGAGUUAAGGCGAAAGUUAGAGGAAAUGAGGGCGGAUAGAGAUGAUAGAUCGGCUAAAACAGAGCAGGAAGAAAUAGAGGCGGAACAGAGAACGCGAAACGCGCGCGAAAGGGGAAAUCAAACGCGAGAGGAAGAGCCGAUGGCAAAUCCAAAUAAUAGAAAAAACGUCAAUAUGAUAGGAAAUGUUAGGCUUCCAAGAGGGGGUUGGUUGACGGAUCCAUUCGCGGAAAUCAGUUAUAAAGGAAGGGAGGACGGACAAAAUCCGAUUAAAUUUUUAAAGAGAUUCGAAAAAAUCGCGGAGUACGAGAAUAUUGAGAGAAGAGAUCAGUUGCACUAUUUUAAGAAAUGUAUGAGAGGCAACGCGAGUAAUUGGGUAGAAGUAAGUGAUCCGGAAAGUAUAGAGGAGGCAAAAGAAUCGUUCCGAGAAUAUUUCUGGGGGGACGAACAACAAGCAAGAUUCCGGGAGAAUUUAUACACGGGAAAAUUUAAAUCCGAGAAAGGAGAAUCGAUGGCCGAAUAUAUAAUGAAUUUAGCUAGGCAAGCGAAAUUUUUAGAUCCGCCGAUGAGCGAUCACGAAAUAAUAAGAAGCGUGAAAAAACAUUUCAGUAGCGAGAUAAUGCGGGAGAUACGACCGUCAACGGUAAAAACAAUCAACGAGUUAACAACGCUGUUAGACGAAAUAGUAUACGAAAAGAGAUUGCUUAGACAAACUAGAAGACAAAACGCGGAGGAUAGCCAGACAAACGCGAGAAAACCAUACGGGCCGGAAAAGCGAUAUGAAAAUUUCGCGGCAGGGAAUCAGAGAAGGAGAUGGCCGGAGGAGAAUAGAGGAAAUAGGCAGGCAUCGGUACGGAUUACAGAGUUACCGAAUAACGAGGAGAAGGCCGAAAAUAAAAGAAUAGUAAGGUAUAGCCGAGACGCGGAUAGAAGCCGACAGGGAGUCGAUAGACCGACAACGAAAACUCAGGUCGCGAAGAAACACGUAACAGCGGUAAACGUAAAGCAAAAGAGAGAGUCGGACGAAGAAAAUUCGAGCGAAGAGGAGAAUAGUGACGCGACAUCGCAAGAGAGGGAAAUCGAAAACGAAUCUUCGAUCGCGAGCAUGCGGACGGAGGAAAUUUUAAAAGAAGUAGAGGAGGUGUUCUAUGAAGAUCAGGAAAAGAUUAAAACACAAAAGGGACCGUUCGUAACAGCGGUAUUUAACAAACAGAAUAUUAGAUGCCUAAUCGAUACGGGGGCACAGGUGUCAGCGAUGAGUAAAGAGACAUAUGAUCAAUUAAGACAAGACGGGAUUAAAAUGGAAAUUCAACCGGUGGAGAAAAUACAGUUAAUAGGAGCAUUUUCAAAGAAAACGAUAAAGAUUCUAUUCAAGACAGUAAUAGAGUUCAGAAUUGAAAGGGCAAGAUUUGAGCAGGAGAUAUUAGUGGUACAUAAAUUAAUACACGAUAUCGUACUAGGAAUGGACUUCAUAUGCGGCCAUAACGCGUCGAUACAAUGCGGGGAAGACGGUAUCGAAGUCGAGCUUGAAUCUGAAGAUCAAAACGUAAUAUUGAUAAACGCGAUAAUGAUCGAACAGGAAGUUCCGGAUAUAACGAAUUGUAGCGCGGAAGAGAUGGACCCGUUUUUCGGGAUAUUGAAUAUAACGGAAGAGAUAGAGGACGGGGAAGAGCCGUUAUUCACACAGAAAGAGAUAGUUGAAGUCUUUCUGAGUGACAAAGGAAAUUCGGAAGAAGAAAAUCGUAGCACGAGGAAUAGGGAAACGGGAGAGAAAGGCGAACAGACGAAAGAAAGAUUACUGGAGAAAAUCGCGGAGGAAGAGAUAGGUAAGAACGUGGCGAUGCUAAACAUACAUGGACCGUUUUUCGGGGCAAAGACAGAACAAAAAUACGCGUUAACAAUGACCGAUAUUCGAAGUCAGGCAAAAAAGACAUACUAUAUGCCGGAUAAGAGACUAAAAACAUUAACGGACAUAAUCGCGAACAAAUAUUUAAAAACGGAACGAAACCCGAAGGUAAUAAUAACAGACAGGCAAGGACAGUUCAGAAAUGACAAAUGGAAAAUAUUUUGCGGAAAGGUGGGAAUAAGAACACGAACACUUAAUUCUACAGCAAAUCCAACGGUGAAUACAGCGAAGAGUCCAGCAGGGAAGAACAGAUACGAGAUAGACCUGCGGGAGGAAGAACAGAAUAUAAUAACGGAAAAUAAAAUAAUUCAGGAAAUGAAAAGACAAUUAGAGACGAUACAGAUGAGAAUACCAAAGAAAGUAGAGAUUACCACAAGCCCAGUGUUACAGGGGACGAGAAUCAGGUCAACAGAAAAACGAGACAAUCCAAAGGUCUGCAGUGAGGGAGAUAGCGAGGAGGAAAUCCAGUCAAGAAGGGGGAGUGAGAACAGCAACACAAUCAAGGAAUCUGAAAAUAAAAGAAAAACACACAAAGAACCAAGGACAAAACGUAAGAAAGAAUCUUAA
Molecule: messenger RNA, 2625 nt
Organism: Formica exsecta
Lineage: Eukaryota; Metazoa; Arthropoda; Insecta; Hymenoptera; Formicidae
Exons: 2
Coding region: 1-2625 (874 amino acids)
Biological process (GO): proteolysis
Molecular function (GO): nucleic acid binding; aspartic-type endopeptidase activity
Source: RefSeq, a predicted model, not a curated record